CAUUUUCCUCUUUUCCUUCCUACCCAUUGAUUCACAACCAAAAUGACGCUCCCCCAAAACAUCACCCAAAUCGCAGACCCCAAAGCGUCGCAGCUCCUCACAGAGCUCCGCAAUCUCUCCCUCCCCCCACCCACAGUCCGCCGUCUUAUCAACGAGCUCACCAGCGCACUCGCAAAACACAUUCCUCCCCCACCCACCAACGACCCCAUCGCCGUGAUCGUCGUUCUCCGAUCGGGUCUCUCCAUGGUCGACUCUUUCAUCUCCAGCCUCCCGUCCUCUGUCGCCGACACCGCCGUUAUCCACCACCUGGGCCUCUUCCGCGAGAAACACACCCUCGGCCCUGUCGAGUACUAUAACAAGUUGCCGAAGAAGAGCCCUGCCAUUACGCGCGCUUACAUCCUUGACCCGCUGGUUGCGACGGGCGGUACUGCUACGGCUGCUAUUGAUAUUAUGAAAGACUGGGGCGUCGAACACGUCACGCUGUUUUCGCUGCUGGGCAGCGAUCCCGGCUUGCGCGCAGUGGCAAGCGCCUGGCCGGAGGGGACGGAGGUGGUGGUCGGUGCGGUAGACAAGGAGGUCGAUGGGAAAGGGUUUGUGAAGCCUGGUUUGGGAGAUAUUGGGGAUAGGCUGUAUGGAACGGCACAGGAGUAGUCGAACCAUCUUUAUAGUAGUAUAUUCGUUUUGUUCAAUGUUAUCUGUAGCGUGGCUACCCUAUAUCACU
Messenger RNA from Aspergillus campestris IBT 28561, 721 nucleotides. RefSeq names its product uracil phosphoribosyltransferase. Bases 43 to 651 code for a protein of 202 amino acids. The record is from RefSeq and is a predicted model, not a curated record. NCBI's taxonomy places the organism in Eukaryota, Fungi, Ascomycota, Eurotiomycetes, Eurotiales, Aspergillaceae. The transcript has 2 exons.